Plasmodium fragile is the source of this 7209-nucleotide messenger RNA. RefSeq lists its product as uncharacterized. Lineage: Eukaryota; Apicomplexa; Aconoidasida; Haemosporida; Plasmodiidae. The transcript has a single exon. The record is from RefSeq and is a predicted model, not a curated record. Bases 1 to 7209 code for a protein of 2402 amino acids.
AUGGCACUCAAAAAAGGCAAAGGUGGCUCCACGAAACCGAAGAAGAGGAACAAGUUAAGGAACAUCAUCGAGGAUGAUUACAGCUCGGACAUGAGCGUAACUGCAGUCGGGGAACCCGACUACAAUGAAGUCUUUGAGGUUGAAAAAAUUGUCAUGGCAAGGUACAAAUUAAACGUAAAGAGAAAAAAAAAUAAAAAAGAAGAAAGUCUUGACAAUUUUGAAUUCUUUAUAAAAUGGAAAAAUUACGACAGUGAUGAUAAUACGUGGGAACCCUUCGAAAAUUUAAGCUCCACAUUGAAAGGUCAAGCAAGAAAAGCAGCACUCAAAUUGACAGAAGAAUUGGAACUUGCAAAUGGCAAUGGAACCAGUCCCAUGUCCAGCAUUGGUAAUACUGCUGACGCCUCCUUAGCGGUGCUAGAAAACCCAGGCAAUAAUACAAAUGCAUUAAACGGAAUGGGCAGCAGCACCGUGCUCCCAAUGAGUACUAUGAACGGGAUCUCUGUCAACAAAAUCAGCACCAGGAAAAAGGCCAUCAUGGACACGAAUCCAACAGGAUUGGCAGAUGAAGAACAGAAUAUGAACGAAGGAACAUUGGUGCAGAAUAGUAUAUUAAACGAAAUAAAUUCCACAAAUUAUCAUUCCAAUGAUUGCUUCCCCAGAAGUAUCAUGGACGAUCAUGCACCAGAUGAUGAGGAUGAUUUUAUAAAAAAUGAUACACUCUUUAGAAAUAUGAACACGAAUGUAAAUCUAAGCAACAAUAUAAAUGACCAUUACGAGAAAAACGAGGCAAAUUUUGGUCACAGAAAAAAAUUGGGUAACAUAAAGAGCAUCCUUUGUAUAUCCAAUCGAAUUAACAACAUUGCAAUUUCAAAUAAAAAUGAAAAUAUAAAUGAUCACGCAAAAAAUAACAUACUGGAACGCCUUGAUAAUAAUUAUUAUAUCAGACAAAAACAUAAAUUUAAAGCAAUUUUGCAGAAUAAUAAAAACCUGCUGUCCCAUUUUAUCAACAGCAGAAGCCGGGACAUCAGUAAUGAAACGGGCAAAAGUAGAAGGAGUAAUGAUAUGAAUAUCUUUAAUCAUUUAGAAAGUAAUUGUGACGAGUACAACAGCAACAUGCAUCACUAUCCCUAUAUCUCCCACAGCCAUAGCCAUGGCCCACCAAGCCACGGUCAGCUUCAUGGUCCAAUGUCCGGCCGCAUGUCUAGCCGAAUGUCCAGCAGAAUGUCCAGCCGAAUGUCCAGCCGAAUGUCUAACCGAAUGUCUACCCGAAUGUCCAACCGAAUGUCUAACCGAAUGCAAGGUCAGACGCACACCCAUAAUCUGCGCUACACACGCGCACAGGACGAUCCAAGUAACAUGCCAGCGGAGACUUAUAAGAACCCAAAUGGAAUCAGCUUUUCAGAAAAUGUCACCAAUGAUGAUACUUAUAUGUACUGGAAAACCAGGGACAAGAGAAAGUAUGAGUCCAUCAACAUGGGCUACAGUAACAACUGCGCAGGUGCAAGCAGCAGAAUGGGCAAUGGGGAUGUGCCCUUCAGCUUCGACAGCAGAGGUUUGAAGAAAUUCAAUCGCAGCAGUAACAAUGGAAGUAGUACCCACGGUAGUAGUAACCGUGGAGGAAGCAAUAACGGCAGUAUAAAUCAUAGCAGUAGCAACCACAGCGGUAGCAAUCACAUAGGUAUCAACCACAUAGGUAGUAACAAUGACGCUACCAACAACAACAACAGUAAUAAUAAUGGAGGCGCCAACAGCAACGUCGUGGACCACUCGUAUGAGGAUGAAUUUUUACCCAAAAGGUGCACCAAUUCGUCCAGCUCUUCCGAACGAGUAUUCAUCACGGAGGAUAUGUUUGAUCAGUUUGGAAGGGAUCACACUUUUGAAAGAUGCAAGGAACAGGUAGAUGUAGAGGAACAAGAAUCAUUUAGAAAUAACAAAACGAGAAAGAGUUACCCCAAAAUGCUUACAUCUGAUGGAAGGCAUAAUGACAAGGACACGUUCUACGUGGACGAUUUUUAUAGCAACAACAACAACCAACAAUACAUUAUAAUGAAGAAUGAGCUCAUGGAUGAGGAGAAUAUGAGCCCCAACGAGAAAGGAAAUUUUCUCGCUGCUCAUUUUAAUAGUGCCAAAGGGUUACACAGCGAAAAGGUUAGCAACAGCAGUCGUAGCAGCACCAGUUGCAUGAACAACAGUAUCGCAAUAUUUACUCCUCCACAACAAUACAACAAAACUAAUCAUACAAAAAAGAAAAAAAUAAACGGAAAAAUGAAAAUAGACCAUCGGGAAAACUAUGUCAACCAUAUCACUAGCAGCAGCGUCUGCGCCGGAAACGUAGCCGCAGGUAAUAGUAACGUCACAGAAAAUAUGAAUGGAAGCGCUAACGCAAAUAACUGCCUAAACAAACUCAACGUCGGAGAAAACAACAACAGUAACAACAAUAAUAAUAAUAAUAAUAACAACAAUAAUAAUAACAACAGCAAUAAUAAUAAUACCUGCAUUAUAUACCACAACAAUACAAAUUACAUCACCAUCAACAACCACAAUAAGAAACCGCUCUACAAAAAUAAGUCUCCAUCCAAACUAUCAACAGGAGAUGUUUCUAAAAAAAAAGCUAGCACUUAUAAAAAGAGCUUGAAGAAGUAUGCCAAAAACGGAAUAAACACGCAUGUCCACGCCUUAAACAUGCAUAGGCUCAACGGUAUGAAUGGUGUUACUGAGAAAACGGGCACCUAUGGCGACUAUGAAGACGAGCCAAACGCAAGAGAAAUUUUUUACAGCAAAAAAUAUGCAACGGACAAUAUCAGCUUCUACAGGGAUGAUAGAAUGCACUUCGAGCAACUUACAGGGAAAAAGGCAAAAACGUCAUUCAUGCAACAAAAUGAUUAUGCUCAUCCUAGUACCGACUACGUUCACGUGAUGGACAGGAGCAAGGGGGCACCAGAUACCAGCGCUGGACAUGUGGGUGCAAGCAGCGUACGAAGCGGAAGUAACAGCCUUAGUGGAGGCAACUACCAGGGAAGGUACAGCAACAGAGUAGACGAACACACAUUCGAGGGUUACGAUCCGUACCUCCCCAACGGACUGCACGACAUGAACUCCCCCUACGAAAUGUACAUGAGUGAACGAAGCGACAGAAUGGGUAGCAUACCCGAAGAUACAAAAGGUCAACAACACGACUGCCACUACAACCAGGAAGAGGACAAAAAGGAAAAUGGGUACCUAAAAAAUAAUAUAAACUUUAUGCCCGACAAGGAAUACCAAAAUGGGUAUCAAAAGCAGUACGAACAGGAAGAAAACACCACGGAGAGGCUGGGCAGAAAGAGCGCCAUCAACUGCAUUCAAGACGACGUAAACAAAGAAUCACAAAAAAACGCUACUGCAAAUGACAUGCUCAGGAACAUAUUUAACACCUCAGAUAAUUACACGUCGGACGACAUCCCCAAUACACAUAACACCGAGUAUGAAGAAAAUGAACAGGGAGCUCCCAACAAGAGAAAUUACCCAGCGAAAGAAAAAAUUCUCGGAAUCAAUUCCUACCAAAGAGGUGCAGAUGAUAAAAUGAAGGAUUGUAACACCAGCCAAAUGUCCAGUAAUGCCAAUUCGGAUCGUAAAAAAAGCUUACACAAAAAGAAUCACUCUGAGCUGUAUGGAGUCACGGAAGAAAAAUAUUCUGUCAACCAGUUUGCACCGCAGGAUGUCAAAUGCUUUGACCAGGUGAACAAUGACGACAAGGGAAAUGAUGCGAUUAGCUCCGUUGAGUAUGCUGAUGCCUCAUCUGUGGGGAAAUGCGAUAUGGUCAUGGCGCACAGCAAGAGUGCCAAAAGCCAUGUUAAAAAUAAGGAUAACAUAAAAGAAGACGAAGAAAUACUUGAAUAUGUUAGAAACGUGUUCAACAAAAACAGGUCGUGUGCUAGCGGAAGCGAAAGUGUUAGCAGCAGCGUACAUGGCAAAAAGGAUAAUUCAAAUGGCUACCCAAUAAACAUUGCUCAAUCGGAACAAUUGGAAAACACAGAAUCUGUUAAAAAAAUUAAGCACACCGAUUCGGAUACCCCAAACACAAAAGGAGGUGAGGAAGGCAAGAAGAAGAAAAAGAAGAAGAAUAAGAAGAAAAAAAAAACAUAUGUGAUUAGCAGUUCGCUUGAUGUCAGCAACGAUAUGAAACACAACUUGCAGCAAACAAAAGGCAGCGAGUUGUUUUCACACGACCCGCAAGUGAUGAAUAAUCAUAAGGGAAAAUACACUUCGAGCGACACCUCAAACAGGGUGAACAGCGCGACAAAUGUAGGCUACUACAUGAGAGCGCACCCCAGGAGGGUGAACCACCGCUCAUUUGGACCCUACGACCGUGGCAUUAGCAACAUGCAUGAUGCAACCGACAGCGCCGUUGGAAGUUUUCCUGGUACCCUUUCAGGAAACGGUUUCCAAGACGCCGAUAUGAUAAUAAAUAUUAAAGACGUGUUGAACACGGAAAAUGAAAAGUGCGAUUACUACAUCAACUUCUUCGAAAACGUGUUGAGCGCGCUAAAGCAAAAGCGGUCAUGCCAAGCAAACGAGAGGGAUUUGAUAAACCAACUCAAGUUCAAAGUCGCGUCCCCACAAACCAUGGGCAUUGUGAACAGGUCCCGAAAUUUCUCGCACAACAAUGUGCAGCAUCUCUCUGAGGAUAAACAAAUGGCCAUGUACAAUCAUAGAAAAAUGAAUAAUACAUAUAGCAUCUACGACAUGGGAAAUUUUGCAACGUAUCCACAGAAGUUUUUUUCUGAAAACGCAUUUCAGGAUCCUAACGAUCGGAACCAUAUGCAACUGAAACAUAUUUUCUACCCUUGUAACAGCAGCAACUGUAGUAGUAGCAGUUGCGCCCCGUUUAAGGCUAACCACGUUCUUCAUGCGCAGGAGGCGAACGGGCUAAAUGUACAUUAUGCCCACUUUGGAAACAGACCGAACUCGGAGAGAAAAACAAAUGGAGACAAAAAAGUUACCACAUCCAACAUGAGCAAAAAAUACGACAAAAAGAAAAAAAAAAAACAUGUAUAUGAGCUUAUUGAAUCGAAUGUGAAUCCAGGCAGCAAAAUGGGAGCAGCCACAAAAACGGAUGCGCAACAUAUGAACCAUGCAACGGAACCCAAAUCUGUACACAAGCUCUCUAACCAAAGUAGGAGCAACAGCACCAUGAACGGUGCAGAAAAUGUUGAACCCAAAGUGAAGUACGCAAAAUUAGAAGCCUUGAACAUACCCAUUGUCAAAAUGAAUUACAUGGAGAGAUACAUCGAGUAUAGCGAAUCCAUCGACAAGCUAGCCAUGAACAACAUAGAUGCACUCAUAAAAAAUAUGAACGUAAUAAAUUUCUACAACGGAAAAAAUAAAAACAGCAUUAAUUUUAUUAAAGGAAAUUUCCAAGUACACCUCUUAGAAUCUUACACCAAUAUUUUUCUCUACUUUGAUAUAUUUAGCGAUUUCAGAAAUUAUAAUUUUAUUUUUAAAAAUUGCGAGUUUAUUAAUAUUCUUCUCGAUUAUGUGUGCGAUACAAAAACGGAAAGCAGAAAUUUCAGCUCAGAUAAUUCGCUCAACGAACUGGCAAAAAAUAUUCUUUUGUUUGAUGAAAUUUUUAAACUGAAUAAUAAAUUAAAUGAAUUCUUUAAGGAUAUUUUUUUGUCUAUAAAUUUAAAACCAAAUUUAUUCUUCUUUCCUUCUCCUGAUUAUUUUGAGCGAUUUUAUCUCCACCUCGGUGCCAAAACGGAAGCUGCAGCAGAGCAGGCGGGUCAAUGGGAAGAGGCAGAUCGAGAUAGCGCAGAGGCUCACCAUGAUAUAAACUCAGAGAAAAAUCACACGUACGGACACACCGACAGUAGUAACGCUUGGGAGGAUUCAGCAGCGAAUGGCAUAGGACAGGAAGAAGUUAGCGAAGAAGUAACACAAGAAAUAAGCAACGAGCCCAACAACGACGCACGGGUAACCCCAGAACUAACCGCUUCCUCCUGUCAGGAAAAAAACAGCGCACAAAGUAGAGAAGUACAAGAUGAAGCGCCAUUUGCGUAUUUAAUGCAUUUUUCCAAACCAACUAAUGAAUCACUUGUCCUGUGGGAAAGUAAUAAUGAAAAUGAAGUAGAGAGCAAUCAUCACGACGAUGAUAAGAAGCACGCACCAAAUGAUAAAGCGCAUGAAAGCGACCUCGGAGUGAAGGCAGAGGCCUAUGCUAUAGUGCACAGUGAUGACCCAGUAGUAGAAAAAGAAUCAAACGAAGAUUCAAACGUGCCUUCGCAUGCAGUUACAACGGACAAUGAAUCCUACCUAAUGAUUGACGACAUCCAUGCUGGUGAGUUAAAUUCGCCAAGCACCACACAACGAAUGAAUAAUUGUGUGUAUAUCGAUUCGAACAGUCAGCUAGAAUGCAUCCCCAACAGCUCCAACGACGAAGUAGAUGGUUCAUCCGUGCAGAAAAAUAACCUCAGUUGGGACGAAAAUUCGAAAGAAGUUACAGAAGAUACUCUUAACCAGGACACACAUUUAGAAUCCAUGUGGGAUACGAAAAAUAAAAACCAUGUCGAGGGUAACCAUGUGGAAGGUAACCAAUCCGAUGGAGUACUUGCACUAUAUGGUAGCAAAGAAGAAAGGCACAAAAAUGAAAAUACACAUUUUCUGUUGGCAUUAACUAUAGGAGAGGGUGAAGGAGGACCAAAUAGAAAGACAGAAGAAAAGGAAUCCUCGCAAAGUGAUGCCCUCAAUGAGAACAGCGAGGGUGAUAUUAUGCUUAACAAGGAUGAGGAAGAUGGAAAAAACGAUCUCAUUGGGGAGACCGUAGAAAAGGCAAUGAACGAUCAAAUUAAUGAACGCAACUGUAGCAACACUAGUGCAGACACCAAGAGCAGCGCCAUUGUGAACAUCAGUGGAGCGAAAAAUGUCUGCAUUGAUAAUACGCAUGCGAAAGCCUGCCUCACCAAUGACACUGUUAAUGACGAUUGUAGUGACAAUAAUAAUGACAGUAAUAACAACUCUGGGUGCGGAAUCUUCAAUGACGACUCCAACAGUGCCCAAGGGAGCGGCAGUGAUAAUGAUAAGCAUGGUGAAAAGAACGACAUCAGUAAGGACAAGGCCAAAGACAGUGCCAAGAGCAGCAGCAAGAACGACGCCCUCUUCAAACAGAAUGAGGAUAUCUUAGAUGAAGAUGACAGUCAGAGCGACAUCCCCCUCAUUUCUCUUCUCAAAGCGUGA